Parnassius mnemosyne (clouded apollo) is the source of this 1611-nucleotide messenger RNA. Lineage: Eukaryota; Metazoa; Arthropoda; Insecta; Lepidoptera; Papilionidae. The record is from the annotation of a GenBank genome assembly.
AUGCCACGAAUAUAUAUUAGAAAAUUCAGGAAUACUAGGAAUGGAAAGUCCUUCCUACCUUACACUAAUUACAGCUCUGAAAAUUUACAGAAAGCAAUUCGAGACGUAAAAAGUAAGACUUUAACACUAGGAGAAGCAUCAUCUAAAUAUCAAAUACCUAAAACAACGUUAUCGAGAAAAUGUAGAAACCUUAAUUGCUCACAAGAAAAAGCAGGACGUCCUACCCUUUUUUCACCUGAAGAAGAGAAAGCCUUCAUUAAACACAUUGUAAAUUUGGCAGACUGGGGAUUCCCAUUCGAUCUUAUUGAUCUUCGUAUUUUCGCGCAAAGGUACUUAAAUAAACUCGGAAAAACAAUAUACGGACUACCCGAAAAUUUGCCUGGUUCAGAAUGGGCUCGAAACUUUUUAAGGCGUCAUAAAGAUUUGCUUUCGAACCGUAUGGCUUCCAAUAUAUCUACCGAUAGAGCAAAGGUAUCAGCAUCGACGAUAGACUCAUUUUUUGAGUAUUUUGCACCAACAAUCGAUGGUGUAACACCUGACCGAAUCAUAAACUAUGAUGAGACUAAUUUAACUGACGACCCAGGAAACAAAAAAUACAUUUAUAAACGUGGUGUAAAAUACCCAGAACGGGUAACAAAUACAUCGAAAACGGCUGUUUCCCUAAUGUUUGCUGCUACAGCCGAAGGUCAGUUAUUACCGGUUUACGUGGUGUACAAAACAGAACACCUAUGGGAUACCUGGUUAGAAGGAGGUCCUCCAGACGCAAUAUACAAUCGCUCUAAAAGCGGAUGGUUCGACUCGGUUUGUUUCGAGAAUUGGUUUGAAAAAGUGAUCGUUCCAUACGCUAAAAAAAAGCCUGGACGUAAAAUUGUCAUAGGUGACAAUCUCUCUUCACACUUUUCUGAAAACGUAUUAAAAAAGUGUGAAAAGCUAAACAUUUCAUUUGUGUGCUUGCCCCCCAAAUCAACACACCUUCUGCAGCCGUUAGACGUUGCUCUGUAUGGACCUUUAAAACAUUAUUGGCGAACUAUAUUGACUGGGUGGAAAAAAGUAGAAGGACGCAAACAUAAAACCCUAGUAAAAGAUGUUUUUCCGAAACUGCUGGCCAAACUUAUGAACAAACUUAUGGAAACCAACACAGGGGGAAAAAACGUCACUGCAGGUUUUAACAAAUGUGGGCUUUAUCCAAUCAACCCGGAACGACCGAAGUCACGACUGCCACACAGUCAUUAUUUACUACCCGAGGAAAUUGAAACAGCUGCUACUUCAGUUGUCAUAGAACAUCUAAAAGAAAUGCGGGGGCUCUCGGCUUCAGAUGAGCCCAGAAGACGUAAAAAACGAUGUAAUGUUCCAGCAGGCCGAGGCAUCACAGCACGAGACAUUGAGCAAACGAAACCUAAAAAACCAAAUAAAAUGACAGAUAAUGAGUUUGUAAAUAGUGAAGUAAAAGUUUCUUCAUCUGACUCGUCUGAAAUAAUAGAUAUUUCAACAUUUAAUAUUCUAGAGCCAGGUCCGUCCAAGUCAAUAAUCCAAACAAAAAGUACGCAGAAAAAUAAAAUGUAUGAAAAAGAAUCUAAUAACAUAACACCAAGAAAGGUAAAGGUAUUGUAA